Messenger RNA from Oncorhynchus nerka (sockeye salmon), 6400 nucleotides. RefSeq names its product solute carrier family 6 member 11a (gene slc6a11a). The record is from RefSeq and is a predicted model, not a curated record. Lineage: Eukaryota; Metazoa; Chordata; Actinopteri; Salmoniformes; Salmonidae. The transcript is spliced from 16 exons. Bases 1389 to 3188 code for a protein of 599 amino acids. Gene Ontology annotation, cellular component: plasma membrane. Gene Ontology annotation, molecular function: gamma-aminobutyric acid:sodium:chloride symporter activity. Gene Ontology annotation, biological process: sodium ion transmembrane transport.
GGUGUUUUGGUCUUGAAAUAUCCUGAAAUGAUUUGAAGACAUGGAGCUAUUGAAUAUAGAUCGCCCCGUGAUCAAUUUGAUAGAUUUUUAACGUUUACUAAUACCUAAAGUUGCAUUACAAAAGUAUUUCGAAGUGUUUUGUGAAAGUUUAUCGUCGACUUUUUUCAUUUCAAAAAAUGACGUUGCGUUAUAAAACGCAUUUUUUUUCCUUGAUCACACAGUCUUCAUAGAUCAAUAUCUAAGCUAUAUAUGGACCGAUUUAAUCGGGGAAAAAAGACCCAAAUAGUGAUGUUUAUGGGACAUCUAGGAGUGCCAACAAAGAAGAUUGUCAAAGGGUCACUGCACUCAGAGCGAGCUACCGUCAAGCGGGGCGUCUCGUUGAACUCGGCACAGUCUGGAGACUAUGGAGUCACCAUAUGCUGCCUGUCACUCACAGAGCUACGAAGGCAGCAGCCCUAUAUACAUAAAUACCAACCGUAUUUCAGGUUGGCCUCCCCAUUGCGCUGGUAUCUGGGACCUCAAGAUGUACGCCCUUGAUGAACUCAAACCCAGAAGUAUAAUGAUGGACUUAAGGCCCAACCAAGGUCAAGGCUUCAGGAAUGAUGUGUUUUCAGUUUGAUGUUCCAUAUUUUUCCAUAGUAGGACUGACAUACAGAGGCGGACUUAGUUCUAUGUUUUUCCAGUUUCUAAUGUAACUGAUUCUGAAUGCAAAUCUGAUGAUUAAACAGUUUUAUAGGGCGUAUACACUGUGUAAUUGCCUAAAAUGAAACAUAUAUAUAUAAUAGAAACUUAUAUAUAAUAGGUAUUUUUUAAUUGUGGGAUAAUAAUAAUCAUAGCAGUUCAUUUACAAGGGGAAAGGGCCCUUAUGAGGGUCCUCAUCUGUUGAAAUGUGUUAAAUGGAUCUGUGAGAUCCAUGUAAAGGUUGAGCCCCCCAGAUAGAAUAUGAAGACUUCAAGAAAUUAGCUUUAAAACAGCAACAUUUUCUCUCAGCCUCAUGGCAAAAUGUGUAGAAUAGCAUGAGAUUAGCUUUAAAACUGCAAAUUAUUCUCUUUGCCCAAUGGCAAAAAUAAAUACCCCCCCACCACAAAAAAAAGUACUUGUCAUUCUGUGUAGCUCUGCUGAAACAUCAAUCUCUUCCAUUCCUGCUAAAAGAAUCACAGUCCUGCAGGCAUUAUUUUGGACCGUGUCAAAUGACAAGUUAGUCACACUAAAGGUGCAGCUCUCAUUCAACUAUCUAGUCCACAUGUCUUUGGGUCCCCCCUCGGGCAGAAGCAGCUGGCAUCUUGACAGUGCUGUUAUCCAUAAAAGCUCCAGCAGCAGCAGACAAUUGCACCAACCAUUGACUCCACCAGCAGAACUUGCCUCCCGAACCCUUUCUCUCUCGCAGGAUGGCUGCUUCUCUCUCUGCAGGCAAGCAUGAGACUCUCCCAGGGCCGGUGCAGGACACCCAACAAAGUGUGAAGGAGCGCGGCCAGUGGGAUAGCAAAAUGGAGUUUAUUCUAACUGUGGCUGGCGCUAUUAUUGGACUUGGCAAUAUAUGGAGAUUUCCCUAUCUUUGUUACAAGAACGGUGGGGGGGCGUUCUUCAUCCCGUACAUCCUGUACCUGGUGACCUGUGGCAUCCCUCUGUUCAUCCUGGAAACGGCUCUGGGCCAGUACACUAGCCAGGGUGGCAUCACCUGCUGGAGAAAGAUCUGCCCGGUGUUUGAAGGAAUGGGCUAUGCCGCCCAAGUGAUUACUAUAUAUGGAUGUAUGACCUACAUUGUGAUUCUGGCGUGGGCUUUCCUCUACCUGUUCUCAUCCUUCACUGUUGACCUGCCAUGGGCCAACUGCAACAAUGCCUGGAACACAGAUGCUUGUGUGACAUUUGGCACCAAGAAUGCCAGCAGCAAUUGGACUGGUUCUCUCCUGAAUUCGUCAUCUUCCGUUGUGGAGUUUUGGCAGCGGCGAGUGCUGCGGAUAUCAGAUGGGAUUGAGUCCUUGGGAAGUAUUAGAUGGGAGCUGGCUCUGUGUCUUCUACUGUCAUGGAUUGUCUGUUACUUCUGUAUCUGGAAAGGAGUGAAGUCUACUGGGAAGGCAGCGUACGUCACGGCUACCUUCCCCUAUGUCAUGCUAGUGGUGUUAUUUGUCAGAGGAGUGACCCUUCCAGGAGCUGAAGAUGGCAUCUUCUACUACUUGUAUCCCAAUACAACACGGCUAGCUGAUCCACAGGUUUGGAUGGAUGCAGGAACGCAGAUAUUCUAUUCUUACGCCAUAGGCCUGGGCUACCUGACUUCUCUUGGAAGCUACAACAAAUACAACAACAACUGUUACAAAGACUCCUUCUACCUGUGCUUGUUGAACAGUGGGACCAGCUUCGUGUCUGGUUUUGCCAUCUUCUCCAUACUGGGUCAUAUGGCUCGAGAACAGGGUGUGGACAUCUCUGUGGUUGCUGAGUCAGGUCCUGGCCUGGUGUUCAUAGUGUACCCCCAGGCAGUGUCCCUGCUCCCCUGCCCUCAGUUCUGGGCUGUCUGUUUCUUCUCCAUGAUCAUCCUAUUGGGAGUGGACAGCCAGUUUGUCGGCCUUGAGAGCCUAAUGACCUCAGUAACGGACGUCUACCCAAACCUCAUCAGAAAAGGCUACCGGAGGGAGAUGCUGCUGCUGCUCAUCUGCUGCUGCUGCUACCUGGUCGGACUCAUCAUGGUCACAGAGGGUGGCCUCUACAUCAUCCAGCUGUUUGACCAUUAUGUGUGCAGUGGUGCCACUCUGCUGCUCCUCUCCAUAUGCCAGUCACUCAGUAUUGGAUGGAUAUAUGGUGCUGAACGCUUCUGUGACAACAUUGAGGAUAUGAUUGGCUAUAGGCCCUCCUCCCUGGUCAAGUAUUGUUGGCUCUACAUUACCCCUACUAUCUGCACAGGAACCUUUGUAUUUUCCCUGCUGAAGUACAGUCCUUUGAAGUUCAACAACACAUAUUUGUACCCGUGGUGGGCCUACUGGCUAGGCUGGUUCCUGGCUAUGUCCUCCCUAUCUCUCAUCCCCAUCACCAUGGUCUACAAAUUGUACUGGGGCAAAGGGACUUUCUGGCAGCGCCUCCAGACAAUCUGUCGGCCAGCAGAUGACCUUCCUAUGAUGAUGAAGGAGGAGAUGGUAGGUCUCUAUGCUCUGGACCAUGUUACUGACGAUGAGAAGACAUACAGCAAUAAUCUAUAGACUGACUGUUCUACUACUAGUUUUGGGGCUGGUUUCCCAGACACAGAUUAAGCCUAGUGGGACUGAGACCAUGAUUUUUCGUCCAGGACAAGGCUUAAUAUGUGUCCGGGAAACCAGCCUUUUUUUGUUGUCUAUUUUUGUAACUUAAAAAAAUAUAUAUAUAGAUACACACACACAGUGGCAAGAAAACGUAUGUGAUCCCUUUGGAAAUACCUGGAUUUGUGCAUAAAUUGGUCAUCAAAUUUGAUCUGAUCUUCAUCUAAGUUACAAUAAUAGACAAACAUAGUGUGCUUAAACUAAUAACACUCAAAUGAUUGUAUUUUUUGUCUAUAUUGAAUGCAUCAUUUAAACAUUCACAGUGUAGGUUGGAAAAAGUAUGUGAACCCCUAGGCUAAUGACUUCUCCAAAAGCUCAUUGGAGUCAGGAGUCAGCUAACCUGGUGGCAGUGUAGCCUAGUGGUUUGAGUGUUUUAUUAGUAACCGAAAGGUUGCAAGUUCGAAUUCCUGAGCUGACAAUCUCUCGUUCUGCACCUGAACAAAGCAGUUAACCCACUGUUCCUAGGCCAUCAUUGAAAAUAAGAAUUUGUUCUUAACUGUCUUGCCUAGUUAAAUAAAGGUAAAAUCAAAAAAACCUGGAGUCCAAUCAAAGAGAGGAGAUGAGAUGUUGGUUAGAGCUGCCUUGCCCUAUUAAAAAAACCACACGUAAUUUGAGUUUGCUAUUCACAAGAAUCAUUGCCUGAUGUGAACCAUGCCUCGAACAAAAGAGAUCUCAGUAGACCUAAGAAUUGUUGACUUGCAUAAAGCCUUGAUGUGCAAGACAAAUUGUAUAUAAAUGGAGAAAGUUCGGCACUGUUGCUACUCUCCCUAGGAGUGGCUGUCCUGCAAAAAUGACUGCAAGAGCACAGUGUAGAAUGCUCAAUGAGGUUAAGAAGAAUCCCAGAGUGUCAGCUAAAGACUUACAGAAAUCUCUGGAACAUGCUAACAUCUCUGUUGAUGAGUCUUUGAUACGUAAAACACUAAACAAGAAUGGUGUUCAGGGGAGGACACCACGGAAGAAGCCACUGCUGUCCAAAAAAAACAUUGCUUUACAUCUGAAGUUUGCAAAAGUGCACCUGGAUGUUCCACAGUGCUACUUGCAAAAUAUUCUGUGGACAGAUGAAACUACAGUUGCGUUGUUUGGAAGGAACACACAACACUAUGUGUGGAGAAAAAAGCCACAGCACACCAACAUCAAAACCUCAUCCCAACUGUAAAGUAUGGUGGAAGGAGCAUCAUGGUUUGGGGCUGCUUUGCUGCCUCAGGGCCUGGACAGCUUGCUAUCAUCGACAGAAAAAUAAAUUCCCAAGUUUAUCAAGACAUUUUGCAGGAGAAAGUUAGGUUACCUGUCCGCCAAUUUAAGCUCAACAGAAGUUGGGUGAUGCAACAGGACAACGACCCAAAACACAGAAGUAAAUCAACAACAGAAUGGUUUCAACAGAAGAAAAUAUGCAUUCUAGAGUGGCCCAGUCUCAAUUGGGUUGAGGUCAGGACUCAACCCGAUUGAGAUACUGUGGCAUGACCUCAAGAGAGCAGUUCACACCAGACAUCCCAAGAAUAUUGCUGAACUGAAACAGUUUUGUAAAGAGGAAUGGUCCAAAAUUCCUCCUGACUUUUGUGCAGAUCUGAUCCACAACUACAGAAAACGUUUGGUUGAGGUUAUUGCUGCCAAAGGAGGGUCAACCAUUUAUUAAAUCCAAGGGUUCACAUACUUUUUCCACCCUGCACUGUGAAUGUUCACACGGUGUGUUCAAUAAAGACAUGAAAACGUAUAAUUGUUUGUGUGUUAUUAGUUUAAGCAGACUGUGUUUGUCUAUUGUUGUUACCUAGAUGAAGAUCAGAUGACAUUUUAUGACCAAUUUAUGUAGAAAUCCAGGUAUUUCCAAAUGGUUCACAUACUUUGUCUCGCCACUGUAUAUAUAUUAAGAGUUUUUGGGGGCUUUGUGUUUUAUAUAGUUCAUGUAGCUGCUCAGAGUUGUGCUUGAGUAAUGUGGGGUAUUAGGUUUCAACUGCAGUAUGAUGUAUAGUGAGUGUAAUAUCAUAGUUUUAUUUGAGCUUAAUCAAUUUAAUAUCUAUAGCAUAAUGUGUGAAAUCAUAGAAACAUAUUUUUCUUAAGAUUGAAAUGAUUAGUGGGUUGAAGACCAAUCAUAAAAUAGCUACACCUAGAUCACCUUAACAUUUUGGGCCGGUUUCCCACACAUAGAGAAUCUCCAUUGAACAUGCUUUCUAGUCCAGGAUUAGGCUUAAUCUGUGCCUACACUCAGUAUACAGUAGUUCAUCAAUCCAAGGCGUUGACGUGUAUCUUUUAUUUUACCGGGUAAAUUGACAUGCAAUCACCCCAUUUGUAAUGAACUAUUCUUAUUUGAACAAACAAAAUGAACAACCUCAGGAUCUAAUUCUAAAGAAUAAUGUGAUAAACCCCUGUGUGUAAUUUGGUCACAAAAAGAUAAUGCAUUGUAGUCUACUGUUUAACUUCAAAUCCAUUUCUGAUGUCUGUAUCAUGUUGUAUCUUGCUGAAGUGUUGGUCGUGCAAUACAAAUCUACCACAGCAGGGUUUUUUAUGUAUUUUUUGAAAGUCAACAAGCACACCUGGAACAUUGUAUAUACAGGUAACUGCCAAAAGAAAGGAAACACUUGAGGGAUAAAUGGGGGAUACAAGGUCAAUUGAAAGCAGUUGCUUUCACACAGGUGUGGUUCCUGAAUUAAUUAAGCAAUUAAAACAUCCCGUCAUUCUACCAUGGCUAGAAGGAGAGAUCUCUGACUUGAGGGGUCUCAAAGGAGCAAAGAGGGGUUUAAAGUGUGUUUGGGUUGAGAUCUGGUGACUGAGACACACAAUCGAACACUUAUGGGAGAUUCUGGACUGGUACCUGAGACAGCGUUUUCCACAACCAUCAACAAAAUACCAAAUUAUAGAAUUUCUUGUGGAAGAAUGGUGUUGCAUCCCUCUAAUAGAUUUCCAGACACUUGUAGAAUCUAUGCUGAUGCGAAUUGAUGUUGUGAUGGUGGCUCAUGGUGGCCCAACGCCCUAUUAAGACACUUUAUGUUGGUGUUUCCUUUAUUUUAGCAGUUACCUAUAUCUCAUUAUAUUAACUUAUGUAGAAAUGUUCUAUUUUAUCUAAUACUGUUUUACAAUAUAUUUUUGUUAACGUUUCUGUAAUAAAAUACUUUUAAACAGAA